Iphiclides podalirius (scarce swallowtail) is the source of this 459-nucleotide messenger RNA. Lineage: Eukaryota; Metazoa; Arthropoda; Insecta; Lepidoptera; Papilionidae. The record is from the annotation of a GenBank genome assembly.
AUGAAAUUCGCUAUUAAACGGCCUGAAAAAUACGAUGGCCCCCUUUCAACGGGCGUUAAGCAAAUCACAAGGGAGACGAAAGAGCGGACCGGCCAAGCUUCCUGCGCCGGAGGAAACGGCGUGCCAACUCCCCCGGGCGCAUUGUUUGAGGAUUUGAUGCGUUUCCUCCGCGGCGGGAGGACGCGCAUGUACGUCGCGCGGCGAGAUUUAUUGCCGCCGACCCAGCGGCCGGUGCUCGGCCACGUCUCCGUGUACGUUGUACGCGAGACGCCGGGAUUUGCGCGACGUUUAUUGGGGGAAUUAGAACCGGAACACGUCGCGCCCGACGGCGGUUCUUGUAAAUCCGGCGUUCCAUUUUUAAAUCGGUUCUUGUACCUUGCACCUUCGAACCGGAACAGCUGGUAUUGGUGGUGCCAUGACACCGCCGGUUCCGAUUUAAAAUUUUUGCUGAAGGUGGUG